This is a messenger RNA of Colletotrichum orchidophilum, 1038 nucleotides long. RefSeq names its product zinc-binding dehydrogenase. Bases 1 to 1038 code for a protein of 345 amino acids. The transcript has 2 exons. NCBI's taxonomy places the organism in Eukaryota, Fungi, Ascomycota, Sordariomycetes, Glomerellales, Glomerellaceae. Gene Ontology annotation, molecular function: oxidoreductase activity, acting on the CH-CH group of donors, NAD or NADP as acceptor. The record is from RefSeq and is a predicted model, not a curated record.
AUGACCCAGAACAAGACCCUCAUCUUCAAGAAGAUCCCCACCGGUCUCCCGGUGGCGGGGGAGCACCUCACAAUCGAGGACCGCCCGAUCGACCUCAACGACGCGCCCGAGGGCGGCCUGGUCGUCGAGAUCCUCUACGCCUCCUUCGAUCCCUACCAGCGCGGCCGCAUGCGCGAAGCCGGCAAAAAGUCCUACGCCCCCGCCUUUGAGCUCGACGGCCCCAUCACGAACAGCACCAUCAGCAAGGUCCUCAAGAGCAACAACCCCGACUAUGCCGAGGGCGACCUCGUCUUCUCCCACACGCCCAUCGCCCAGUAUGCCCUCGUCACGCCCCAGAUCCUGCAGCAGGGCCGCAAAGUGCAGAACCCCCACAACCUGGACCUCGGGCUCUUCCUUGGACCUCUCGGCAUGCCUGGGUUGACUGCCUGGUCUGGUCUGCACAAGAUCGGACAGCCAAAGAAGGGCGAGACCAUCUUUGUGAGCUCGGCUGCGGGCGCCGUUGGUCAGCUCGUCGGGCAGAUUGCCAAGCGUGAGGGUCUGACUGUGAUUGGUUCCGUCGGUUCAGAUGAGAAGCUUGAUUUCAUCACCAAGGAGCUUGGUUUCGAUGCCGGCUUCAACUACAAGAAGGAGAAGCCUGCUGAGGCGCUUCCCAGACUUGCCCCUAACGGAAUUGACAUUUACUUUGAGAACGUCGGUGGGGACCACCUCGAGGCUGCUCUUACCAGCUUGAACACCGAGGGUCGGAUUGCUGUCUGCGGCAUGAUCUCAAAUUACAACACCCCCGCCGAUCAGCAAAAGGGCAUCAACGGUCUGAUGCAACUCGUCAGCAAGCAGAUCACCGUUCAGGGCUUCCUUGUUGGCAACCCCAAGUUUGGCCCCGCGUACUUCAAGGAGCACCAAGAGAACUUGCAAAAGUGGCUGUCCGAGGGAAGCGUCAAGUCCAAGUUGGCGGUUACUGAGGGGAUCGACAACGCUGCCGAUGGUCUGAUUGGCAUGCUUAUUGGACAGAACUUUGGCAAGGCCAUUCUCAAGCUUUGA